Musa acuminata AAA Group (dessert banana) is the source of this 2162-nucleotide messenger RNA. RefSeq lists its product as uncharacterized. Lineage: Eukaryota; Viridiplantae; Streptophyta; Magnoliopsida; Zingiberales; Musaceae. The transcript is spliced from 2 exons. The record is from RefSeq and is a predicted model, not a curated record. The coding region runs from base 291 to 722 and encodes 143 amino acids.
AGCGAACUGUCAGCGGAGCCAUCGAGCGAGAAGAGCUGACGUUGGUUUGAGCGCCUCUAUAAAUUGAGCUCUCGGGGCGCCCCUCUUUCCGUGGCGCGCUCGGUGGUUCCACGCGGCGAGGAGGAUAGCAGAAGGGCGGGAGCGAUCGGCGGCGAUAUUCCUCUUAUCGUCGAGUUCUAUUGUUGGGAAAUCUCUUCUUCUCGUCAUCGCUUCCCGGAUUUGGGUUUCCGUCGCUUGACCUUGAUCCAAGACAGUACAACGAGAGGACCGGGUCAUCCAUUAGCUGAGAAAUGGAGGUAUAUGGCAAUUCUAUGAUUGCCGAGCCGAGCAAUGUGAUUUACUUGACCAGUAUUCUUAACAAGGGUGGGCCGGAUCCUAGUCACAAAUGUGACAAGAGAUGCCAAAAUGAGCAUGUGUUUGGAAACAUGUACCGCUGCAAACUAACAGGAUUGACGCACAUCUGUGAUAAAAAUUGUGACCAGAGGAUUUUGUACGAUAACCAUAGUUCUCUCUGCAGAGUGAGCGGGCAGGUUUUCCCUCUUUCGCCAGCAGAAGAACAGGUGGUAAGAGGACUGCGGAGGAAGCUCGAAGUCACGAAAACUGAUGGCUGUGCUUUUAAGCGCAGACGAGAUGCCCAGCUGCGUCCUUCUCCUUUUGAGAGGGCUUUUGCUGCAGUCUCUCCAAUAUGCAAUCAAAUUGGAGAUGGCAUGGAUAUGAGUUAGAGCUGAUUUGGUCCCUCCAUCUCCGUUUCCCCCUUUGUUUCUUCUCUUGCCAUCUUUCUUUUGGAUGGAGUUGAGAACUUUUGUUCUAUUAUGGGACCUGAUAUCGUACUAUAUAUGUCAUGGGUAUGCAGGUAAUCUGUAGUAACUUCAAAUUCAUGUUGCUCUGCUGUAAGUGUUUGAACAUUUAAUUGAGAGUAUAAUAAUCUUGGGUACCAACUGUGGAGGGCUACACCCCCUAAGAGGGUUAUCUUGUUUGAUAAGUUCACACACAUAGCUGCAUCCUAGAAGGUCUUUUUUUACUUUCAUUGCACUAUUUACCUUUUGAGCUUAUCAUUUUCUAUUAUCUUGUUGAUAAUAUCAUGCAUGGUUGAUUUGGUUAUUCUCCUCUCUCUCUCUCUCUCUCUCUCUCUCGAUCCUAAUUAGGUUGUUCUAUGAGCUUAACAUUCUCUGAUACUGUUUUAUGAAAUUUGAUUAAAGAUUAAUUCUGUUCUUCUUGUAGGUCAGUGUGAUGACUUAAAGAGAGGGCCAUGCUAAUUUCUUCUAUAUUUCAUGCAUUCAUACUUUUUUUGUUAAUAAUUGGACUCACUUGAUUUUUGCUUAUUUCUUAUCUUAAUUUUUCAGCAUAUGACAUUAAUGUUAACUUGAAUGGAAGGUUUAUACAACGUGAAAUAAUCACUUUAUAUGUUGCUAAAUUGAGGCGCAGUUUGGUUCUAUUUUCUAAAUUAUCUUUUUAUUACUUAUCUUUACAUGUCUCAACAUCUAUUAUUUUGCAGGUGAUUCUAACACUGAGAGAUCAGUAUAUGAAAAUUGUUAUUCACUGAAUUGAUUUUAAUUUUAAUAUACAAGGAUUCAUGGUCCCUAACCUGAUAUCUCAAAUUUUCAGGUGGAAAAUGAUGACUGCAGUAUGAAUCUCUAAUCAUAAGAUGUGAAAAGAUGAUGAUUACUCUCUAUGAGCUUGGUGGUGAGUUUGGUGCAUUGGCUUCUCAUUAUCCAGUCAUUAACAAAGAAAUACAAUGGGACAUCCUUUCAAAGAUACUGUUGAUCUAGCAAGGAACCUUGCGGGCUAUCGUCAUCGACAGCCAUACAAAACCAUCCAUUGUUUUUCAAGGAGGUUUGUCGCUGCUUUGUGCGACCAAAAUCAAACACCAGUCUCCUUCCUGCAUGCACCGGGUUGCUUCAGUUAAAAAUCAUGGGCGGUCAUUUUCAUUGAAGAAUUGGUAAAGCAUAAAACUUCUACAAUCUGAGGGUGGUCAGACUUAUCAUGACCACCACCAGCAUUUCCACUGUUUGAUAGAUUGUAUAUUUAUGGUAGCACAAUAACAUUCUCAAAUUUUUACGUCUGUUGCAUCCUGUUUUACGGACCAGAGUAUUUUUCAUUUUUUUGUUGUCUGUAUCUUCUGCCAAUCUCUUUGUUGGUGAGUAAAUUGCUUGUUGCUCCAA